CGGGCUGGCUGGGGCCGGGGGCGUGGGCGCAGACUCGGGAGGACGCGGCGGCUGGCCCGGGACGAAGGGGCUGCGGCCAUGACCUCGCCAUGGAGAGAGGUGCUCCUGGAGAGCCUCCUGGGAUAUGUUUCUUGGUCUCUCUGCCAUGACCUGGGCCCAAUGAUCUAUUACUUUCCCCUGCAAACACUGGAACUCACUGGGCUGGAAGGUUUUGCUGUAGCAUUUCUUUCUCCAUUAGUCGUCACAAUUACUCCUGUCUGGAAACUGGUUAAUAAGAAAUGGAUGCUAGCCUUGCUGCGGAUAAUUACUGUUGGUAGCAUCGCCUCCUUCCAGGCUCCCAAUGCCAAACUUCGGCUCAUGGUCCUUGCGCUUGGUCUGUCUUCCUCCCUGGUGGUGCAUGCUGUGACGUGGUGGACAGGAAGUGGCUUGCAAAGGUACUUCAGAAUCUGGGGAUUUAUUUUAGGACAGAUUCUUCUUCUUGUUCUCCGCAUUUGGUACACGUCACUAAACCCAGUCUGGACUUAUCAGAUGUCCAACAGAGUGAUACUGACAUUAAGUACCAUUGCCACACUUGAUCGCAUUUACACAGAUGGUGCCUGCUGUAAACCUCAACGGAAAAAGAAUGGUGAGGCAGCCAAGGCAGUGGCUUCUUCUCUGGACUGGUUGUUGGCGGGCGCUGCCUUUGGCAGCCUCGUGUUCCUCACCCACUGGAUUUUUGGAGAGGUGUCCCUUGUCUCCAGAUGGGCAGUGAGUGGACACCCCCAUCCAGGGCCAGAUCCGAACCCAUUUGGAGGUGCAGUUCUGCUGGGCUUGGCGAGUGGAUUGAUGCUUUCACCUUGUUCAUGGUUUCCUGGUUCCAGUUUAAUCUGGUGGAUUACAGGAGCAACCUCGGCGGCAGGACUCCUUUACCUGCCCACAUGGGCAGCCGCUGUGUCUGGCUGUGUGCUCGCCCUCUUCACGGCAUCCAUGUGGCCUCAAGUGCUUGGACACCUUAUCAGCUCAGGCUCAAGCCCUGGGAAAGCCAUGACCACUGCCAUGAUAUUUUAUCUUCUAGAAAUAUUUUUCUGUGCCUGGUGCACGGCUUUUAAAUUUGUCCCAGGAGGUGUGUAUGCCCGAGAAAGAUCUGAUGUGCUUUUGGGGACAGUGAUGCUAAUUAUUGGGCUGAAUAUGCUAUUUGGUCCCAAGAAAAGCAUUGAUUUUCAUUUUCAAACAAAAAACAGUCCUAAAGUGCUUUUCAGGAAGAGUGAAAAAUACGUGAAACUUUUUUUGUGGCUGCUUGUUGGUGUGGGAUUGUUGGGAUUAGGACUACGGCAUAAAGCCUAUGAGAAGAAAUUGGGCAAAGGGGCACCAGCCACAGAGGUCUCUGCUGCCAUCUGGCCUUUCAGGUUUGGCUUUGACAAUGACGGAUGGUCUAGUCUAGAAAGAUCAGCUCAACUGCUCAAUCAAACGGGUGCAGAUUUCAUAACAAUUUUGGAGAGUGAUGCUUCUAAGCCCUAUAUUGGAAACAAUGACCUGACCAUGUGGUUAGGGGAGAAGUUGGGUUUCUACACUGACUUUGGUCCAAGUGCACGGGAUCACACUUGGGGGAUUAUGGUUUUGUCAAGAUACCCAAUUGUGAAAUCGGAGCAUCACCUUCUUCCAUCACCAGAGGGCGAGAUUGCACCAGCCAUCACGCUGACCGUCAACAUUUCCAACAAACUGGUGGAUUUUGUUGUGACCCACUUUGGCAAUUAUGAAGAUGACCUCGACAGGAAACUUCAAGCUAUUGCUGUUUCGAAACUACUGAAAAAUAGCUCUGAGCAAGUGAUAUUCCUGGGAUAUAUCACAUCAGCACCUGGUUCCAGAGAUUAUCUACAGCUCAUUAAACACGGCAAUGUGAAGGAUAUUGACAGCACAGAUCAAGACAGAUGGUGUGAAUACAUUAUGUAUCGAGGGCUGAUCAGAUUGGGUUAUGCAAGAAUCUCCCACGCUGAACUGAGUGACUCUGAAAUUCAGGUAGCCAAAUUUAGGAUUCCUGAUGACCCAAUUAAUUAUAGAGACAACCAGAAAGUGGUCACAGACCAUAGGGAAGUUCCAGAGAAAAUUCACUUCAAUCCCAGAUUUGGAUCCUACAAAGAGGGGCACAACUUUGAGAACAAUCAUCAUUUUCAUAUGAGUACUCCCAAAUACUUUCUAUAAACUAUUUAAAAUAAGAAUUCACUGACUGAAUAGUCCUAAGGAAAAGAAAAAUAUUAUAGGAUAAGAAGAAGAGAUGAACUAAAGUGGGAAGAUACACACAAAAAAACCCCUCAAUUUUGGAAAAAUACAGUAUCUACCCAGUGGGAAAUACUAUCAGUAUAACAUGUGUGCUAAGUCGCUUCAGUUGUGACUGACUCUUUGCAACCCCAUGGAAUGUAGCCCGCCAGGCUCCUUUGUCCAGGCAAGAAUACUGGAGUGGGUUGCCAUGCCCUCCUCCAGGGGAUCUUCCCAACCGGGACUGAACCCGA
Molecule: messenger RNA, 2486 nt
Organism: Dama dama (fallow deer)
Lineage: Eukaryota; Metazoa; Chordata; Mammalia; Artiodactyla; Cervidae
Gene: CWH43
Product: cell wall biogenesis 43 C-terminal homolog
Exons: 16
Coding region: 79-2178 (699 amino acids)
Biological process (GO): GPI anchor biosynthetic process
Cellular component (GO): endoplasmic reticulum
Source: RefSeq, a predicted model, not a curated record